AUGCUCCCAUACCGUGAACGAGCGUGUGACGAACUCCUUCAAAACCCUUUACUUCGAACACCACCACCGGAGCCUGAACGGCCUCGUCCGCCUCGUGUACGUAAACCGAGGGAGUUCAAAUUACCACCAAGAUUCCCUCUUCUAUCAAAAGAUUUCUAUGCAACAUGGUGCAAUCAUCAAAAGGAGCUGCAAAUGGCCAAACACAAGGUGGACGACCAUCCCCCGGAACUUUUUCCCGAACUAUAUUUGAAGCCUCGUCGAUUGGACUACUACGCCAGACAGCUUGAAGAAAACAUGAAUGUUAAUAAGGAGUUACUUAAGCGCAUCAAUCUUAUACAACGAACCGGAGGUUUUGUAGAUUGCUGGAUGUACCCGGAGCUUACGGACACAUACAAUAAACUGUUGUGUAAGCAACGACAAAGAGUUUUGGAUGAAAUACGAAGACAGAACUUAUACUUUUAUUCUCGACUGUUAAUAGCUAGAUCAGAGCAACCACUUACAAAAGAACUUGAAGAACUUUGGAAGGAUACAAAACAUAAAUUAAUAUUAGGAGCAUCCUUACCAUUUAUUUUGUUCAAAACUGAAAAGAUAGAUCGUGAUAUAAGAGAUCCCGCUUUCGACAAACCACCUAACGCAAAUCGCACGAAGGUUUCAAUGGAUAUUUGGGUGGUUGGAGGGUCUAAGAUUGGACGUGUCACGAUUGAGCUCUUUAAUGAUAUCGCACCCAGAACUUGUCAAUUAUUUCUCUGUCUCGUAAAAGGUGAUAAAAGGGGUCACGCAUAUACGGGUACUAGAAUAUUCAGAGUAGUACCAGACUUGUACUGUCGAGGUGGUGACGUUACCAAAGAUAAUGGAUUCGGUUGCUACUUACCGGAAGGUCAGACUGACCCCAUGGAGCCUGAAUGUCUACGGCUUAAACAUUCCGUUCCAGGCGUCUUAUCAAUGGUGGUAACAUCAGAUAAUGAAGUGUGCGGACAGUUCAAUAUAAUUUUCAAACCCCUACCACAAUUCGAUGGCAAGCACGUUGUCUUCGGGAGGAUAACAGGAGGACCAGCACAAGCGCUCGAAAGAAUCAGCGCUUUAGGUCUUCCAUUGGGGACUACUACAUCUGACUGCAUCAUCAAGAGCUGCGGUUGGUAUACUCGCACUAAUCAGUAUAAAGAAGGCAACGCGAAUACUAUAAAAUUUCCACCACGACGAAAGGCUAAAAAUUGA
Messenger RNA from Zerene cesonia (dogface butterfly), 1215 nucleotides. RefSeq lists its product as uncharacterized. The transcript has 10 exons. NCBI's taxonomy places the organism in Eukaryota, Metazoa, Arthropoda, Insecta, Lepidoptera, Pieridae. Gene Ontology annotation, biological process: protein peptidyl-prolyl isomerization. Bases 1 to 1215 code for a protein of 404 amino acids. Gene Ontology annotation, molecular function: peptidyl-prolyl cis-trans isomerase activity. The record is from RefSeq and is a predicted model, not a curated record.